Messenger RNA from Hemiscyllium ocellatum (epaulette shark), 3108 nucleotides. Its product is annotated as kelch-like protein 38. The transcript has 5 exons. The coding region runs from base 58 to 1842 and encodes 594 amino acids. The record is from RefSeq and is a predicted model, not a curated record. NCBI's taxonomy places the organism in Eukaryota, Metazoa, Chordata, Chondrichthyes, Orectolobiformes, Hemiscylliidae. Gene Ontology annotation, molecular function: protein binding.
CCUGUGAGUGGCAUCAGAUCAAAAAAGUUCAACAUAGUUUUGAAGACUGUGUUCUGAAUGGCACAACUCCACGAACAAACACCAUUCAGCAUGAAUGAAGAUAUGGUUCUCCAUAACUAUUUUCACUUCAAGGAAACUGACCUGUCUCAUCAAUUAUUAAAACAGCUUAAUGCCCAACGGAAAAAGGCGAUAUUGACUGAUGUCAUUCUUUGUGCUGGAGACAAGGAAGUUCCUUGCCAUCGAAACAUACUGGCAUCAAGUAGCCCUUACUUCAGGGCAAUGUUCUGCAACAACUUCAAAGAGAGUUUCCUAACCCAUGUCCAUUUGUUGGGGGUUCCGGUGGAUAUUCUUACUCAGAUUGUGGAUUAUGUCUACACAGGAGAGAUUACAAUAAAUGCAACAAAUGUUUUUUCUCUGUUGGAGGCUGCUGGUAUCUAUCAGUACCCCAAAGUGCUUGAGGCAUGCUCCUUGUACUUGCAAAAUCAAUUGACAGCUACAAAUUGCCUUGGCAUGGUGAGACUGGCACAAAUCUUCAGCUGCAAAAGUUUGGAGAAAAAGGCCAAGGCGGUUGCUUUGCAACAUUUCCCAGAGGUGGCAUCCUGUGAGGACUUGAAAGAGCUUACCUGCACUGAACUUGCAGACUACUUGGGGGAUGAUGAACUCUGUGCCGAAGAAGAGCAGGUUUUCGAUACUGUCACAACUUGGAUCAACCAUGACCCAAAGACAAGGCAAAAACACAUGCAUGAGCUCUUCAAGAAAGUCCGACUCCAGUAUGUCCACCCUACUUACCUCUUUCACUUCAUUGCCAAUAAUCCCUUUAUUCAGUCCUCACCUGUUUGUAGACACAUCUUGGAAUCAGUCAGCCGACUGAUAUUUUCCUUAAGCCUUGCAAACAGCCCGGAUAUCAUGCCUAUGUGGUGUGUCCCCCGCAGGUAUGCCUCUCAAGAGUUCCUGGUUAUUGUUGGAGGUAGGAAAAGUAACCAAGAGAUAACAAAGGAGGCAUUGCUUUAUGAUUCCAGGUCAAAACAGUGGGUAGCUCUUUCUAAGCUUCCUGUCCACCUCUACAAAGCUUCUUCAGUAUGUUUACACAGUAAUAUAUACAUCCUUGGAGGAUUGGUUGUUAAUAAUAAGAAGACCACCAUAAGUGCAUGUGUUUAUAGUUACUCCUUGAAAAUGAACCAUUGGAAGCCAGAAGUAGAUAUGUUGGUGCCAUGCUACUCCAAUCAGGCCAUAGCACACAUGAAUUAUAUUUUCUCCCUGGGAGGGGUUGGGCCAAGUCAAGAAAUACUAAAUACGCUGCACAGAUAUGAUAGCAUUUUCGGUGUCUGGGAGUCAAUGGCACCCAUGCCAGUUGCUGUGCUACAUCCAGCCAUUGCUGCCAAGAACCAAAGGCUCUAUGUUUUCGGUGGAGAAGAUGUUGUACAGAAUGCCGUUCGUCUGAUACAGGUUUACAACAUAUCAAGGAAUAUGUGGUUCAGAAUGGAGACAAGGAUGGUUAAAAAUAUCUGUGCACCUGCAGCUGUGAUUGGUGACAGAAUUAUUAUUAUUGGAGGCUACACAAGAAGAGUGAUUGCUUUUGACACAAAGUCAAGCCAAUUUGUAAAAUGUGCUGAUAUGAAAGAGAGGAAGAUGCAUCAUGGAGCUACAGUUAUAAACAACAAGAUCUAUGUAACUGGUGGACGGUUUGUCACUUCAGACAACAUUAUUGAAGACAGCGAUGCAAUAGAUUGUUAUGAUCCAGAGACAGACAGCUGGAUAUCUGAAGGAAAGCUGCCACAUAAACUGUUUGACCAUGGCUGUUUAACACUGCAUAGCAUCUCCUACAAGCCCCCUAUGCAUUGAUACAUUCAACGAUGGAAGAGUUGAUGUUCCUUUUGCUGUGGGUAUAGCUCCGGUUUCUGAUGAGAAGUCAAAGUAUCCAACCAAUUCCCAGUAAAGGCGAGUUGCAAGUGCAAAAGCCCAUCACAGUCAACUAUUGGAGCAAUCAAUAGUGCAUAAGACACAGUAGUUUGAAAUUAUCUUAAUAGCAAGAGUCUCCAGGAAGACUCCCCUGAAAAACCUGGACACAUCAGCAUGAGGAGAAGCAAGAUGUUUCCUUCCAGACUCUACAAAGCACUUCUCACAGUGAAGAGAGAAACUCAGGUCACUCACCCAAGCUCCCUUAAUGAGUGGAUCACUGAGUCACAAGGGAAAUAUUUGCAUUUAUAUUACACCUUUCACAACCUAAGGACAUCGCAAAGUGCUUUCAAGCCAAUGUAGUACUUCUGAAGUGUUGCCACUGAUAUAAUAGGAAACAUAGCAGCCAAUUUGCCAUAGCAAGCUUCCAUAAACAGCAAUGCGAUAAGUUUUUAAAACUUCUGUCAUAAGAUGUGGGCAUCACUGGUAAAGUCAUUGAUUGUUGCCCGUUGGUAAUUGUUCUACAUGAAAUGCUACAGUUCUUGUGAUGUAGGUAGACCCAAAACGCUGCUAGGAAUCUUGUCCAACCACAGUAAAGGAAUUGUGAUAUACUCCAAGUCAGGAUGGUGUGUGGUUCAGAGGUGGACUUGCAGAUGGUGAUGUUCCCAUGCAUCAGCUGCUGUUAUUCUUCCAGUUCACAAAGGUUUGGAAGGUGUUAUUGAUCGCACUGUCAAUGACCCAUUUGACAACUUUGUGGAUGAGAAAGAGGAGGCUGACGGGAACUAAUUGGGCAGGUUGAAUCUGUCCUGAUAUUUGUGGUCAGGGCAUACCAGGGCAAUGUUUGGGUUUUGUUGAGUGUUGUAACCAUACCAGAACAAGACAGCUUGGCUAGGGGCACAGUGGGUUCUGGAGAACAUCUUCAAUAGAACCCAGUUCAAUACCAAGUUCCUUGAGCCAUUUCUUAAUAUCAUGAGGAAUGAAUCAAAUUGGCUGAAGAAUGGGAUCUGUGAUGCUGGGGACCUCAGGAGGAGGCUGAGAUGGAUCAUCCACUCACCAUUCUGGCUUGAAGGUUUUUGCAAAUGCUUCAGCCUUAUCUUUUGCACUGAUGAGAUGUGCUCCUCCAUUAUUGAGAGUAGUGAUAUUUGUGGAACCUCCUUCUGUUAAUAGUUUAAUUGUCCACUGCCAUUCAUAACUUGGUAUGGCAGAACUUAC